AAAAAAAAAAAAAAAAAAAAAGACGCAACUCUGUCGCUCUUCGUCCAGGAGGACUAGAAAGAAUCCGACAGGUCAAUGCGACAGGAGGGUGACACGAUGCGAAGCGCUGGCUUGGAGUGUCCCUGUGGCGGGACGUUUGUGGCUAGACGAACCAGGGAUGGCGUGGAUGGUCUUUCCGCAGGCUGACCACGACCCAUCCGACUGUGCGCCCCUGUCGGACGAGACUUGUGUUCCUGCAUCUGGUGCGACCCACCGAGGGCCAGAACCAUUCUCCAGCCGCACGGGAUUCAACGUUCCAGACGGGCUCUUGAUCCAGCGUUAGAUAUUGAACACCUAGCAAAGAGCCUGUGAUUGGUACAAGAUACCACCCGUUUUCCAUCCGGGCACACGCCUUGUGAGUGCUCUGCUCUGAGAGUGGCGGAGGGCUGUAUGGGCUGCUUGUGCUUGGCGAACACGACUUCAGCCUCGAGCCUGCCAACGAACAGAUUUAAUGGUAUGUAGGUAGUAAUGGCAAGAGGGGAAACGAUAUCACCGUCUGCCCGUCAGACACAAUGGUCAGUUGAGUGGGCAAAUACUCCCGUAUACAAAAAUACUUCCGAUUAGAUGAUAUCUAAUAUUAUUAUAUACAAGCCGCUCCGACAUAUCUGUUCAACAAUGCACCGAAGUCUCAACACCACACGUACUGUAUGGCUGUUUCCAAGGACAAGUACUACCUAUGCGGAAAGACUAGAUAUCCUUCAGGCACUAUCAACAGCGCUGGACGCCAGGUCUCGCGCCGGGAUGACCACUUACGGCGCGAGGCUGACGCCUGGACCGCGUGCUGCCCGUGGCGGCUCGGCGCCGAUCCUGGCAGACCCGUCAAAGCGGCCGCCGCUGACCCUGGCCACGCCCUUGCCCGCUUAG
Gaeumannomyces tritici R3-111a-1 is the source of this 903-nucleotide messenger RNA. RefSeq lists its product as hypothetical. Lineage: Eukaryota; Fungi; Ascomycota; Sordariomycetes; Magnaporthales; Magnaporthaceae. The record is from RefSeq and is a predicted model, not a curated record. Bases 604 to 903 code for a protein of 99 amino acids. The transcript has a single exon.